AUGGACAUGAACCUGACGCGUCCGGACAACGCCACGCUCCUGGCGCUGCGGGACCCGGCCAUCGCGGUGGUCCUGCCGGUGGUGUACUCGCUGGUGGCGCUGAUAAGUAUCCCGGGCAACUCGUUCUCCCUGUGGGUGCUGUGCCGCCACAUGGGACCCAAGACACCCUCGGUCAUUUUCAUGAUGAACCUGAGCGUCACGGACCUGAUGCUGGCCUGCGUGCUGCCCUUUCAGAUCUACUACCACUGCAACGGCAACCACUGGGUGUUCGGCGAGCUGCUGUGCAACGUGGUGACCGUGGCCUUCUACGCAAACAUGUACUCCUCCAUCCUCACCAUGACCUGCAUCAGCGUGGACCGCUUCCUGGGCGUCGUGUACCCGCUGGCCUCCGCCCGCUGGCGCUGCCGCCGCUACGCCGUGGCUGCCUGCGCGGGCACGUGGCUUCUGCUCCUGGCCGCCCUGUCGCCGCUGGCCCGCACGGACCUCACCUACGCCGUGGAGGUGCUGGGCAUCGUCACCUGCUUUGACGUGCUCAAGUCCAGCAUGCUGCCCAGCGUGGCCAUGUGGGCGGCGUUCCUCCUCACCCUGUUCGUCGUGCUCUUCCUUGUUCCCUUCGUGGUCACCGUGGCCUGCUACACGGCCACUAUCCUCACGCUGCUGCGCUCGGCCGACCGCCACGGGGAGGCCCGGAGGUCACGCGCCGUCUGCCUGGCGGCCGUGGUGCUCCUGGCCUUCGUCACCUGCUUCGCGCCCAACAACUUCGUGCUGCUGGUGCACGUGGUCAGUCGGCUCUUCUUUGGCCGCAGCUACUACCACGUGUACAAGCUCACGCUCUGCCUCAGCUGCCUGAACAACUGCCUGGACCCCUUCGUCUACUACUUUGCGUCCCGCGAGUUCCAGCUCCACAUGCGGCACUACUUGGGCUACAGGCCCCUGCCCACCGGCAGCCCCGACGGGCACCUCGAGAGCCUCGGCUCUGGACGCACGCUGUCCGUGCGCUCCGUGGAGGGGCUGGACGCCGCCGGCCGGCCCAGCGUCAAGCGGCAGGAGAGCGUGUUCUGA
Molecule: messenger RNA, 1062 nt
Organism: Lipotes vexillifer (Yangtze River dolphin)
Lineage: Eukaryota; Metazoa; Chordata; Mammalia; Artiodactyla; Lipotidae
Gene: P2RY8
Product: P2Y receptor family member 8
Exons: 2
Coding region: 1-1062 (353 amino acids)
Biological process (GO): phospholipase C-activating G protein-coupled receptor signaling pathway; positive regulation of Rho protein signal transduction
Cellular component (GO): plasma membrane
Molecular function (GO): G protein-coupled receptor activity
Source: RefSeq, a predicted model, not a curated record